AUGGGGCUAGAAGGAGAAGUACUGCAUAAGUUUGUGCAGCAGGCCCUGGAGAGGGACGAGAGAGUUAAGGAGAGGGAAGCACAGAGAGUAGAGGCAGCGAAAAGAGAGAAAGAGCUGGAGCUCGAGAGCCAGAAGCUAGAAGCCGAAGCUAAAAGACAGGAGAUUGAACUCGAGAAGAUGAGAGUUCAAGCCGCAGAGAGAGACAAGGAGAGACAAGAGAAAGAAAGAGAAAGGCAGGGAGAGAUGGAGAAGAUGAAGUGGGAAGCAGAGGAAAGAGAGAAAGAGAAAGAACGGGAACGACAGAUGGAGAUGGAGAAGAUGAAAGUGGGAAGCAGAAGAAAGAGAGAAAGAGAAAGUAAAGGGAACGACAGAUGUCGAUGGAGAAGAUGA
Molecule: messenger RNA, 390 nt
Organism: Branchiostoma belcheri (Belcher's lancelet)
Lineage: Eukaryota; Metazoa; Chordata; Leptocardii; Amphioxiformes; Branchiostomatidae
Exons: 1
Coding region: 1-390 (129 amino acids)
Source: RefSeq, a predicted model, not a curated record